AUGAGUUCCGCAGAUAACAUUCCAAUAAAAAUUGUUUUGCUAGGGCAGAGCUCAGUUGGAAAAACAUGCAUUGCUUCUAGAUUUGUUAAAUCAUCCUUUCUACCAAACGCAGUUCCUACAGUUGGUGCUUCAUAUCUUACAAAAACAAUUUCGUUUGAGAAACAGGUUUAUGAAUUAAAUAUUUGGGAUACAGCAGGACAAGAACUUUAUAGGAGCCUUACUCCAAUGUAUUAUAGAAAUUGUCAUGCGGCUAUUGUCGUUUUUGACAUUACCAACAGACAAAGCUUUGCAUCUGCUUCUGAUUGGAUUAGUGAAGUCCGUGCUACUGGUGAAAAGCCUUUACUUGUUUUAGUCGGAAAUAAAAUUGACUUAAAUCAGAAUCGACAAGUUAAUGAUACAGAUGGUCAAGAGCUUGCAGAUCAACUUGAAUGUUUAUACAUAGAAACAAGUGCUCUUUCAGGCAUAGGUAUAGAACUUCUAUUUCAGAACAUUAUUAAAGGCCUAAACGAAAAUCCGACAUUAAAAUCUCGACUUGUAUCAUAUAGUAAGUCAGGUCAGCUGCCUGAUGAUUUCCAAGAAGAAAAAAAAUCUUGUUGUUAA
Molecule: messenger RNA, 600 nt
Organism: Trichomonas vaginalis G3
Lineage: Eukaryota; Parabasalia; Trichomonadida; Trichomonadidae
Product: GTPase protein
Exons: 1
Coding region: 1-600 (199 amino acids)
Molecular function (GO): GTP binding; GTPase activity
Source: RefSeq, a predicted model, not a curated record